CAGCCCGCCCUCCUCCUUCCCACGUCCCCUCCCCGCCAGCUUCGCUCCCUCUCUCCAGUGGCAUCGGGGCGUCAGCCCGGGAGAGCCAGCCUUGGGGGGGACAGCGGUGAGGAAAGGGAGGGCGGCAUGCCUCCUCUUUCUGCCCCCCUCUGCCCUGGGACGUACCGCCGGUAACCCUCGGAGCAAGUUACGGGGGCCCACGGGGAGUGUCUCCCAACUUUUCGGCCGGAGGACGGGGAAAAAAAAAAAUAACCCUGGUUCAGAAGAGGUGGCUGACAAGGGGACCGAGGCGCCUGCCCUGCCAUCCCACCCCAAGCUCCCGUCACCCGUUGCCCCAUCCAUGACCAGCUCCUGGCUCACCCAGCGGCAGCAGAAGACGGUGGAUUAACCCCUAAGCCCGCAGCCAGACGCAGCUUCCAGCAGUGCCCGCAACACCGGGGGGUGACCCCAGACACCCCCCUGAGGACACCCCCGUCAUCCUCGCCAGCAGAGACGUUCCCACUGGGCGUGAUUUCAUGAGCACGACGUAGCGCAGGGAAGCAAGGGGACAGACACCCUUCCCACCUGCUGAAAGGCCAGGUGGCAUGAGCCGGUCCCUCAAGAGCAUCGGAGCAGGAGUGAUGGGGAGGCCAGGGAUGUGACAGGCCACCCCAGUGCUGGAAGCCCGUCAAGGGCUGGUUUGGGGUUUGUUUUUUUUUUUUUCAAAGGCAGAGGAGAGGUGAGGGGUGCAACAUGAGCUUGGGGAAGCUGCCGGUGCUGAGCUGGGUGUCGGGCUCCCACGGCAAGCGGCGGCUGAAGUCGGAGCUGACGCCGGACAUGAUCAGCCCGCCGCUGGGAGACUUUCGGCACACCAUGCACGUGGGGCGCGGCGGGGACGUCUUCGGGGACACCUCUUUCCUCAGCAACCACGGCGGGGCCGACACAGCCAAAACCAACAACUUCUUCGCCCGGACGCUGCGACACGUCCGCCGGACGCCGCUGAGGAGCCGGGGCGGCGGGGGCCAAGCCGGGGCAUCACCCGCCCCCCCAGCCAUCUCGCCCAUCAUCAAGAACGCCAUCUCGCUGCCACAGCUCAACGAGGGAACCUAUGACAGCAGCAGCGGCCGGGGCUUGACCAGCAAGUUCUCCUUCAAAAGUGCCUCCAACAGGUUCUCCAAAACGCACCAGGCCUACGGGCUGGAGUCUGGGUUUUGCACCAUCCCUCGCGGCCCUCGCUUGGAAAAGGCCCAAGAAAGCGCCUUCCCCGGGGAAGCAGAGCUGACGCGCUCGGACUCCCUGCUCUCCUUCCGCCUGGACCUGGGGCCCUCCCUGAUGAGCGAGCUUCUCCAAGUGAUGAGCUUCUCCGAAACCAAUGGCAGCGAGGUGGGAGAGGAUGGCCCAGACCUCCCGUGCGGUGAGGAGACCAAGGACGGGGUCCCUCCAGCACUGGGCGCACCCCACGGAGAGGACAAGGCAACGUCCAGCCCCUGGGACCGCUCCAGACCGAGCAGCCUGUCGGGGGCCAGCUCGCUGCUGGGACUGUCGGUCCAUGCCAACGGAGAGGCACACGCCAUCGAGGGCAUUGGGGAGGACCCUGCCUGGGCUUCGGGGCCGGGGGCAGCGCCCAGAGGGACCCCAUGGCAGGGGCACUGGAACGACUGCACCAUUGAGGCGGGAGAGUUUAACCGGGCAGCCCAGGUCCUGGCCCGUCAUUACGGUGGGACCAGCACCCCGCGGAGCUCGGCGAAGGGUGAGGGUCCCCGGCAGGCCCGGACGCAGACCCUGUGGGAGAGCCCCAGGAGCAGCUCAUGGCGGUCACAAGCAACGGGGGACAGCCAGUCCCCCGAGGCCACCUGGAACCAAGGAGAGGAGGAGGAAGAGGAAGAGGAGGAAGAGGAAGAGGCCAAGCUCUCCAGCCUGCAAGAGGGGUACACUGGUGCCCGGGGGGGACGCAGCAAUUCUUUUGAGUACGCUGAUGAGGAGGAGGAUGAUGAAGUCAAGGUGUGAACGGCCAUCCCUCCCAUCACAGCCCCUCGCCAGAGGCACUGGGGUCUUCGCCCACCUCCCUGCGCCCCACCCUCAGGCACCAGUGUCACCAGCAGACCCAGUGAGCGACAUCCUUGACAAGCUGGGGGUACUGGGGGGGCCGGAGGGGGGCAGGAGGAGAGCCCACCUCCUGGGGGGCUCCCCGGGGCUGGGCCAGGCUGCUGCGGAGGGCUGGUGAGGGCCGUGCAUCGCAGCGCCCGGCAUCGCAGCCCUUCCCCGGCCUCCCUGCCUUUAGACACCAAAGGGACAUUCCCACGUGACAAAGAAACCCCAAGCCCCUUCCUACCCGUUCUGUCCCCCCCGCCGGCGCCUUCUCUCCCAUCCCUCAGCCUGGGCCUGCCAGCAUGUCCAGGGACAUGUCCCAUCCUCCCACCAAAAUCCCCAACCACCCUCUGCGCUGGCACGGGUGCCCUCCUGGAAAUAUUCCCACCAACAGCUCUGGCAUGUAGAAGAUGGGGGUCUCCCCAGCUCCACCUGGUGCAAGACCCUCCCAUAUAGCACAUCUAUCUACCGGGGGAGGUCAGCCAGGGGUUCAAGGCAAACCCCACAGAGCUGAGCUUUCUCUUUUUCCCUCCCCGAAGAAAAAGCCAUGAGCUCAGCAUUCAGGAGGUGAGAGCACGCACAGAGAUAAUCGCAGGGGUCUUUCCACUUGCCACAUGCUGCUGAGCGUCGGUCAAUGGCCAGCACGAUGGCUCCUUUUCCAACACCCACUUCCUCACAGCAGGGAGGGGAGAAACUUCUUGGCUGGCUGGAGGCAGAGGCGAGGUUGUCAGGUCACCAAAUUCUGCAGUUCAUGCCCUAGAAAUUCAUUCCUUGCUCCCCACCUCAGAACAAGGAGACUCCCACGCUGCAGCCGCUCGGUCUGUGCCACCUCUUCUCCAUCCUCGCCCCCUCUCCCCAUUCUCCACGGGCAGACCCCUCUUUCCAGCACGCCGCUUCUCGGGGGUACACGUGGAGGACAGCUAAUGCCCCUCGCUGAGUGGCCCUGGGUGACACAGCCGCCCUGGAACGAGCUGCCCCCCCACGCUGUCCCGCGUGCAAACUGGCCCUCACAGAAGCGCCUUUGUGCCACAGCGUGAAGCCAAGAUGCUCGGGGGCUGAGGUCACCGAAGAGACCCUCACAGGAUCCCCCUUGUUCUCUGGGACAGGAGGGGGUGUGCAGCGGGGGGGAGAUGCCGGGGCACGGCCGCAAGGCUCCACUCCCACGCAGCUCACCCACCGCCCGGCUGCUUCUGGCAGGGAGCUCUUCAGAGCAGAAGAAAGAGCCUCCGGCGUGCACGCAUGUUGUAGGUAGGAGUGCUGCUCGCACUCAGGCCUUCGAGGUUACGGGCAAGCCCAUCUCCCCCCAGCCUCCCCAGGCAGCUGCCUCUUGCUGGCCGACGGCACCAAGCCGGAGCAGGCAGCAGCUUCAAGGAGUCCCCAGCUCUGGCCGCCGGCACCCAGCAGGAUCAGCCUUAUCAGCCCUGCACCCUCCAGGGCGGGGACCCUGGCUCUCAGGAUGAGCUUCCCUUGCCCGCCGCUUCCCAGACUGUAACACAAGCUCCAGACCAAAGACCCACAUCUGUGGAAUAUCCUUUCUGCCUCUACUCUGUAUCCCAUGCACUUAUUGUUGUCCUUAUUAAAACAGUUUUGAUACUAA
Messenger RNA from Tyto alba (common barn owl), 3664 nucleotides. It is a transcript of the gene CDC42EP1, whose product is annotated as CDC42 effector protein 1. The transcript has 3 exons. The record is from RefSeq and is a predicted model, not a curated record. Lineage: Eukaryota; Metazoa; Chordata; Aves; Strigiformes; Tytonidae. The coding region runs from base 733 to 1986 and encodes 417 amino acids.